AUGAACCCAAGACAAAUAAAAAUGUUUUGUUACUUAAAUUGAACGUUCUCUGGAUCUUUCUUGUUGAUGUUUUUGAAUCUUUUCACAGAAACUUUUGAUCUUUGAUCUCGGCUUUAUCUCUUGCUCCUAGGCUUUGAGGCUGAAACUAAUUAUGAUGCAAGAACAUGAACAAUCUGAAGUUGGCAAGAUCUAGAGAGAGCUAAUGAUCCAACCCAGGAUUUGGUCGUGUAGAAAGUUAAUGGGGAAUCAUUGUACAAGAAUUCCUUGUUGUAGAAAGGUGUGUUCAUGUAUAUGCUGUUGCAGCGGAAGGAACAAGACUCAAGCUUGGAGUCAGAAAGGGUCCUGCUUUAUAAAAGGGAAGGUCCAUCCCGUUAGUAGAAUGGAGAAAUGGGAGGAGAAGAUCACUGAAGCUAAUAGGCAAGGCAAAAUUCUCGUAGUGAAUUUCAAGGCUUCGUGGUGUUUACCUUGUAAGAAAAUAGCACCAAUAUACCAGGAGCUUGCAUCCACAUACACCUCAAUGAUAUUUGUCACUAUAGACGUGGAAGAGCUCGCUGAGUUUAGUCAUGAAUGGAACGUGGACGCAACUCCAACAGUAGUGUUCCUUAAAGAUGGGAGGCAAAUGGAUAAACUUGUAGGUGGAGAUGCUGCAGAGCUUCAGAAGAAAACUGCAGCAGUUGCAGCUCUCCUUCUCAGACAGUCUUAACAGUUUUUCUAGUUUCCAUGUCAGAAACAAAUAAACAGUUGAUAGUAGUUAUUUGCAGAUCAUGUUAGUAUCACUGAGAUUUUUGUUAUUAACUUAGAUGCAUUCUUGUAGUGUUAAUCUCAAUCAAUCAAUAUUAUCUUCUGAAUC
This is a messenger RNA of Arabidopsis lyrata subsp. lyrata, 850 nucleotides long. Its product is annotated as thioredoxin-like protein CXXS2. The transcript has 5 exons. Bases 203 to 703 code for a protein of 166 amino acids. The record is from RefSeq and is a predicted model, not a curated record. NCBI's taxonomy places the organism in Eukaryota, Viridiplantae, Streptophyta, Magnoliopsida, Brassicales, Brassicaceae.